Conger conger (European conger) is the source of this 1106-nucleotide messenger RNA. Its product is annotated as cytochrome c oxidase assembly factor 6 homolog. The coding region runs from base 248 to 487 and encodes 79 amino acids. The record is from RefSeq and is a predicted model, not a curated record. Gene Ontology annotation, biological process: respiratory chain complex IV assembly. Lineage: Eukaryota; Metazoa; Chordata; Actinopteri; Anguilliformes; Congridae. The transcript is spliced from 3 exons. Gene Ontology annotation, cellular component: mitochondrion; respiratory chain complex IV.
AUGACGUAUUUUAAAGCGACCGAUGAUGCCUUCGUAUUUGCCAUGCAUUAGUGUAAAAUAUUUAUUCUAGAUCAUGCCACGUUAUUUGUGACCCGAAUAACUAUAGUUUGUAGGUAAGAACUAAGGUUACUUUAACUUGCUAUGAAAAUAUGCGAUUAUUGUUUCACGGACAUUUAGCAAGCUAGCCACUUGGUUGGAAGCUUACCAGUAAAUCUAAGGCGACGAAGCUGAAACUACAGAGGAGACGAUGACUGCUCCGAAUUCUGAUCAGAGGCGCGCUUGCUGGGAUGCAAGGGACGCGUUGUGGAAAUGCCUGGAUGACAAUAAAGACGACGGUACUGCGUGCGAGAAAUUCAACAGAGACUUCGAGGCAAACUGUCCUGCUCAGUGGGUGAAGUACUUUGUCAAAAGAAGAGACUUCUUGAAGUACAAGGAGAAGAUUGAUACGGACGGAUACGAGUCUUCUGAACAGUCAUCAAAACUAUAGUUGUAGCUGCUGCUUAUUCUUUGAAGGUGUUUCAGAUGAGGGGCUUGCACAUCAGGAGUUCACAAGGUGAAUUUUGAAUGUCUUUUUAAAGUCUGAUUCCAGCGCGUUUUGACUUGACUUGAGUAGUGUGUGAACCCUUCAGGAUGGUUUUGGACAUACCAUAAAAAAAAGACUUGAUUUAAAAAUAAUUGAAUCUGUGCAGCACUAAGAAGAGAGGUAAAGUCACUCUGCUCAUUCAUAAUUUUUUUUUAAGAGAAGAAAAUCACUUUGGAGGUUGUACCCUGGCCACAAUUCAGUAAAAUACUCUGUGAAGAACAUUUUAAGCAUUGAGGAAAAGAGUGAAGCUAAGGGGUACUUUUUUGAGUCCUUUAUUAGUUGUCAUUAUUGUAACAUAUGUAGCUUCUCGGAUGUGUGUUACAAACAUUGUUAAAUUGUCAGUGAUUCAAGUGUUCAAAAAAGUCAUUAUACAUGGCAACAACACGAAAGGUACAUUAUUCUCUAACUCUGUAUUUUUUUCUUUGUAUUAACAUAGAUUUGUGUCCAGCUAGCAGAUAUGUUUUGUUCUGUGCAGAGAAGAGAAAGGAUUUCAAACACACUUAAUAAAUAGUACAAUAUUCCA